This is a messenger RNA of Ostrinia nubilalis (European corn borer), 4078 nucleotides long. Its product is annotated as probable multidrug resistance-associated protein lethal(2)03659. The coding region runs from base 5 to 4012 and encodes 1335 amino acids. Gene Ontology annotation, molecular function: ATP hydrolysis activity; ABC-type transporter activity; ATP binding. NCBI's taxonomy places the organism in Eukaryota, Metazoa, Arthropoda, Insecta, Lepidoptera, Crambidae. Gene Ontology annotation, cellular component: membrane. Gene Ontology annotation, biological process: transmembrane transport. The transcript is spliced from 28 exons. The record is from RefSeq and is a predicted model, not a curated record.
CAAAAUGGAUACUGGACCAAAACAAACGCGUCAGUUGAAUCCACGCUAUAAAGCAAACAUCUUUUCCAUCCUAACAUUUGGAUGGACAUUGGAAACAUUCAAACUCGGUUACACUCGCGACAUCAAGGAUGCUGAUCUAUAUGGCCCUUUGCCGGAACAUCGCUCUGAUGUUCUAGGUGAUGCUGUACAAAAGGCGUGGGACUAUGAGGUUGAAAACGUCAAUGAUAGCGAUGGAAAUGCCAAGCCAAGUUUAUGGAAGGCGCUUAUCAAAGUAUUUGGACCGGAGCUCUUAUUGUACGGGCUUAUUCUGGCUGCAAUGGAGUUCGUCAUAAGGCUGCAACAACCACUAUUUUUGGGCUUGAUGUUGCGAUACUUCAGUCCUAUUCAGGAGCUGCGUAAUACAACAGCAAACUUAACAUACGUUGAUCGGCUGUUCAACUAUUACAACUCAGAUGGCAGCGUCUCUUGGGGUGAAGCAGUAUUCUUCGCUUUUGGUAUUGUUUUCUGCAGCGCUGUCAAUGUCAUGGUUCAACACCCUUUCAUGAUGGGGGUGAUGCACAUUGGUAUGAAGAUGCGAGUAGGAGUGUGUAGUCUCAUUUACAGAAAGGCUCUAAAGGUCAGCUUGCAAGCGCUUUCCGAAAGCAGUGCCGGCUUGGUGGUAAACCUAAUGGCAAAUGACGUUAACCGGUUUGAUACAGGACCUUUAUUUGCCCAUUAUCUCUGGAUUGGGCCUCUGGAAACCAUGCUUAUGACCGCUUACCUGUAUCGUGAAAUGGGCAUGCCCGCAGUGUAUGGUAGUUUGACGAUCAUUGCUGUUGUACCUUUUCAAAUUUUCUUGGGGACAAGAACUGCACACUACAGGAAAGGCACAGCCAUUAAAUCAGACGAGCGAGUCAGGUUAAUGAAGGAAAUAGUAAUGGGAAUAGAAGUGAUCAAAAUGUACACUUGGGAGCAACCAUUUCGAAAAAUUAUUGAUUCUGUGCGAAGAAGUGAAAUAUACAAUAUCAAGAUGACGUCUUACAUCCGCGGAGUCAUCAUGUCCUUCAUAAUGUUCUCAUCGCGGUUUGGCAUCUUCAUCACCGUCCUCUUUUACGUUACCUACAUAAACCGCAUCACCGUGGAAAAUGUCUUUUUCCUCACUUGCUACUAUAACAUCAUGAAGCAAACCAUGACUUUAUACUUUCCCCAGGCCGUUGGACAAAUCGCAGAAAUGAAUGUAGCUAUUCAAAGAAUACGGGACUAUUUAUUGACUGAGGAGUGUCAGUUAUCUCCUCGAGAACUAAUGGAACCCGGACAAAAUGCUUUUAAUAUUCCUAAAAAACGGGUGACUAUUCGAGAACCCCGCAAAAACGAGAUCGCAAUCCAAUUUGAAGAGGCCUGCAGUCGCUGGAUUAAAUCUUCUAGCAAAAACGACGUCGAAGACAUAACUCUAAAGAUCAAAUCUGGUUCAUUAACUACGAUAAUUGGAGCGGUUGGGUCUGGGAAAUCGACCAUACUCCACAUGAUCCUUGGUGAAUUGCCGUGCUCGAGAGGAACGAUGGAAGUUAAGGGAAGUAUUAGUUACGCAAGUCAGGAUCCAUGGCUCUUUGUUGGUUCCGUUCGCCAGAAUAUUCUUUUUGGGCAGCCUUUCAUAAGAUCUCGGUACAUAGAAGUAUGUAAAGUGUGCGCCUUGGAACGAGAUAUAUCUCUGUUUCCUCAUGGAGACAAAACAGUAGUUGGUGAAAGAGGAGUGUCUCUUAGCGGAGGACAACGCGCAAGAAUCAACUUGGCGAGAGCCGUUUAUAAAGAAGCAGACAUCUACUUGUUGGACGACCCACUUUCAGCAGUUGACACGCAAGUGGCUAAACACAUAUUCGAAAGAUGUAUCAAAAGAUAUUUGGAAGAUAAAACAGUGGUAUUGGUUACACACCAGUUACAAUUCAUCAAAUCCGUUGAGCACAUUGUUAUAAUGGACAAAGGCAAAAUACUCGCCGAAGGUGGAUUCCAGGAAUUGAAUGAAAAACAGUUGAAGAUAAUACAACUAAUGGUGAGCAACAUCCGAGAAGUGCACGAAGAUGAUGCUACGCCCGGAUUGCAAAGCACGUCAAUGGUGCAGCCAAGCACAGUCAGCUUGCAUCGACGACAUUUCUCCUUGGUGUUCAACACCAGUUUUACCGAUCAAAAGCCAGAAGCAGAAAUGCAAACGAUUGGUCGCGUGGACAGCACGGUAUACCGCGACUAUUUCAUGGCGGGAGCAGCCUGCCCCUACGUCAGUUUGGUGGGCUUCUUGUUCCUGCUGGCACAGUUCUGUGCUAGCGCUUGCGAUUAUUGGAUAAGUCGCUGGAGUCACGCCGAAGACCGGCUGACAGGAGAUCCCACUAUGGACAACAUCCUCUGGCAAGAACAAGGCUUGUACCGCGAGGACUUUGUGCUCAUCUUCGGACUCAUCACACUGGCCACGAUCAUCGUUGCUCUUAUAAGAGCUUUUUCCUUUUUCUCUUUGUGCAUGAAGUCAUCAAUAAAAUUACACGACAAAAUGUUCGAAUACGUAUCUGGAUCUCCAAUGAGUUUCUUCCAUACUAAUCCUUCUGGUAGAAUUCUUAACCGAUUCAGCAAAGACAUGGGCUCCGUGGAUGAAUUACUACCCCAGGCCAUGAUUGACUGUUUCCAGAUUUUGUUGAAUUUACUUGGAGUCAUCAUUGUAAUUUUAAUGACGGACAUCACUUUACUGAUUCCGAUAGCUGCAGCACUUAUAAUUUUCUACAUCUUCCGCGUUGUUUACAUAAGAACAACGGGUGCUGUGAAACGUUUGGAAGGAAUCACGCGCAGUCCAGUGUUCGGUCACCUAAACGCGAGCGUUCUCGGUCUGGCCACGGUGCGCUCAUUCGGUGCCGAGCUUCUCCUGGCUGCGGAGUUCGACCGGCACCAGGACCUGCACAGCGCGGCCUGGUACCUCUUCAUCACGUGCAGCCGCGCCUUCGGCUACUUCCUCGACGUCAUCUGCCUGCUGUUCAUCGUCUGCGUCACUUUCAGCUGCCUUAUGAAGACUGAUAUGGACGGCAGCCACGUAGGCCUGGCUAUUACCCAGUCGAUAUCGUUGACCGGCAUCUUCCAAUGGGGCAUGCGGCAGUCGGCCGAGAUGGAGAAUCAGAUGACCAGCGUGGAACGAGUUCUAGAAUACACCAAACUGAAGCAAGAGCCUGCGAUGAGGGGUUCACCAGAGAAUCGACCACCACCUGAAUGGCCAACAGAAGGCGCUAUAAUGUUCGAUAAUAUGAGUCUGAAGUACUCACCAGAGGGAAAUUAUGUAUUGCACAAACUGCAGCUAAAUAUUAGGCCGCAAGAGAAGAUUGGUAUCGUAGGCAGAACUGGGGCUGGAAAAUCAUCAGUCAUACAAGCUCUGUUUAGAUUGGCGUAUAUCGAAGGCACGAUAUUGAUCGACGGCAUCGACAUUUCAAUUAUUGGGUUGCAAGAUUUGAGAGAAAAGAUCUCUAUUAUUCCACAGGAACCGGUAUUGUUCAGCGGCACGAUGAGAAAGAACUUGGACCCUUUCGAUGAGUACCCUGACGAAACGCUUCUACGAGCUUUACAAAACGUAGAACUACAAUCUGAUGAUGGAAGCGCAGAUGACUUGUACAAGAUAGUGUCCGAAGGCGGUUCAAACUUUAGUGUCGGCGAGCGACAGCUAGUGUGCCUAGCGCGGGCCAUCGUCCACAACAAUCGUAUCCUGGUCCUGGACGAAGCUACCGCUAAUGUGGAUGCAGAGACCGACGCGCUCAUUCAGACGGCCAUCAGGGAACACUUUAGCAACUGUACUGUGCUUACUAUUGCGCAUCGGUUGAACACUGUUAUUGACUCGGAUAAGAUCCUUGUGCUAGAUGCAGGAAGACUGAUGGAGUUCGCUCACCCUCACAUCCUACUCCAAAACAAGAAGGGCUACUUCCGCAAGAUGGUGGCCGAGACCGGGCCCGCCAUGGCUCCUAUACUGCACAAAAUGGCCGCUGAUAGCUACAAGAACUUACAAGAAAGUUAAUGAAAACCAGCGAGUUAUUUAAAAUAUUUUAUAUUGAGUAUAUUUUUAUAAAUAGAUUUCUUAAAU